GUUCUUCUCAUGCUGUAUCAGUUUUGCUCCUGGAAUAAAACUGUACCUGGAAGUUCAUUUGAUUUGAUUAUUUUUAAUUUUUUUUAAUCAACAGCUUAUUUCUGUCAUGGACUUAAUAAAGAUGGUCAUUUCAUUAGAACAGCUUUUCAACCUGAAGGCACAAAAGUAAAGACCUUUGACCUUUGGUGCCUAAAAUGUACAUGUUGCAUCACCACAAGACUAGGCUGUAAAUAAGUAUACAUUCCUAUAAACUAGCUCACCACUACAAAUGUGUUGGGCUUCUUGUCACUAUCACCUUGUUUUAGUCUAAAAUAAACAGAGAAAAUAUAAAAUAUUUAUGUUUGUUGACUAUAGAAAUUGUAGAGUUGUUGUAAUUGUCAUGCAUGAUUUUUAUAGGCUUGUGUCCAUUAAGUAGCAUUAAAUUAAAAGAAUAAGGUGGACCGUAUUUUGUCUUAAUUUAUUUUUUAAAUCGUGUUCUUUUGUGGUUACAGAGGGUUUCUUAUACAAAGGAAUGUCAGAAGGCAGAAAUAACUUAUCUGAUGCAAUUACUUUUUCAAAAAAAGUAACUUCAUUUUAAACCAUGUGAAGCUGUUCUUUAUAACAUUUAGAAAGCUUAGACAUAUGAACAAAACAAGUAAUAAUUUUAUAUUUUUUUAGAGAGGGACAAAAAAUCGUCUUAAUUAUCGAUGGCAAUUUUUUUGCAUCUUCCGCUUCUCGUGAGGAACAGUGUUCUACCUCCACACAUGUCAAAUGUCAAAUAGUGUCACAAUUUAAAUAAUUUCAUUUUCGUGUUCUGUUUACGGGCAGACUGAGAUUUGUAAUAUCCUCAGUGUAUCGCGCUGUGUUUGUGCGCCAUGUGUCGCUGUUCGCAAAGAAAUGGCGUUACGCCCGUGAUUCAACAGAAGCCAUGACAGUUCUGCGUAAGACUCUCCGGUUUCUGAUGAAGCCUAUGUUCCACCGACCUCGGCACUGGCACAGUCAUACGCAGCUGGAUCCCUCCUUUUAUCAUCUCUCGCAAAUGCUCAUUUAACAGGUGACUGAAAUCAGUUGCUUUUCACCUAUCGAGUAGAUUUGUUGCCGCAACAAUGGCGUGCAGUCCCACUGCGCAGCGCGGAGGGGCAUUAGUCUCUGUUUUCUUUGUGUUUUGCGGGAUGUGGAGCGCUGCUUUGUCCGUGACUCGCUACUCUGUCCUCGAGGAAAUGGACAUUGGAUCCGUUGUGGCGAAUUUAGCAACGGAUUUGGGACUGGACAUUCGCAGCCUGGCUGAACGGAAGGUAAAGCUGGAUUUAAUUCAUAGUAAUAAAUACCUGGAGGUUAAUAAAAACACAGGCGAUUUGUACAUAGUACAGAAGAUAGAUAGGGAACUGCUAUGUCCAACAAAGUCACCUAUGUCUUGUUUUCUAAAAAUGGAUCUAAUAAUGGAAAGCCCAGUACGAAUGUUUAAUAUCGAAUUAGAAAUCAUGGAUGCAAAUGACAAUGCGCCUAAUUUCCGAAGGGAAACGAUACAUUUGGAUAUUUCCGAAUCUGCUUCUCCGGGAGAACGAUUCUCUUUGACAAAUGCCGUGGACCCUGAUGUCGGAACGAACUCCAUUAACACAUACCAUCUUAGCCAAAGCGAGAAUUUCGAUCUCGAGAUUCAGAAGGGAAGUGACGGAACAAAAUAUGCGGGUUUGGUGUUGAAAAAGGCUUUGGACCGGGAGGAGCAGGCUGUACACAAUCUAAUACUCACCGCUGUAGACGGAGGAGUCCCGGCGCGGUCCGGCACCGCCAGCAUCAUUGUGCGCGUGCUGGAUACAAAUGACAACGCCCCUCAAUUUGACCGGCAUGUUUAUUCCGUUAACAUUACAGAGAAUUCUCCGUUAGAAACACUUGUACUGAAGCUGAACGCUACAGACCUAGAUGAGGGCUCAAAUGCAGAGAUCGAAUAUUCAUUCACCCUGUACACAUCAGAGAAAACGCAGGAAGUGUUUUCGCUUAAUCCAAAUACAGGAGAAAUAAAAGUCAAAGAUGUCAUUGAUUUUGAGGAAACUAAAAUGUUUGAAAUGUACAUUCAAGCUAAAGACAAAGGACCUAUCCCUCUAUCGGGAGAAUGUAAAGUGUUGGUGUUUGUCACCGACGUGAAUGACAACUAUCCUGAAGUCACGAUUAAAUCUUUCAAGAGCUCGAUUAAAGAGAAUGUUGCCAUGGGAACAGCAAUAGCAGUAAUCAGCAUUAGCGACCGAGACUCCGGAGACAACGGUCAUGUGGAUCUUUUAGUUAAUGAACAGCUACCUUUCGCGCUGAACAAGUCUUCUGAGGGGUAUUUCUCACUUGUUGUUUCAGAACCUUUAGAUCGUGAAAAAGUUUCUGAGUAUGACAUCACACUCACAGUCAGAGACAGGGGCACGCCCCCUUUGUAUGAUAACGAAACGCUCACGUUGCAGCUACUGGAUGUGAACGACAACACGCCUCAGUUCCCAAAGUCAUUCUACACCAUCCCAGUGAUGGAGAACAACGCGCCGGGAUCACUGCUGAGUUCUGUUACCGCCUUUGAUCCAGACCUGCACGAGAACCAGUACCUGGUUUAUUUCAUUGUAGAAAAGGAGAUAUACAACACGUCGAUUUCAAUGCUGUUUUCCAUUAAUCCAGAGGACGGUAAUCUUUACGCGCUGAGGACUUUUGACUACGAGAGAGAGAAGGAGUUCCUUUUCCACAUUGAGGCCAAAGACUCGGGAUUUCCUCCCCUCAGCAGUAAUGUCACCGUCCACAUCAUUAUCCUGGAUCAGAACGACAACACGCCGGUCAUAGUCUCUCCCUGGCGCGCGCAAGGCUUUGUAGUGGAGGAAGCGAUCCCGAGAUCCACUGAUAAAGGAUACCUGAUCGCCAAAGUGAUCGCCAUUGACGCAGAUUCUGUGCAGAACUCUCGGAUCACGUACCAGUUUCUACAGAUUACUGACGCCACUUUGUUUAGUCUGGACCAAUACAACGGGGAAAUCCGGACAAUGAGAAUGUUCAGUUACCGAGAUCCGCGUCACCAGAGGCUGGUUAUUGUCGCCAAGGACAACGGAGAUCCAUCUCUUUCCGCCACAGUGACUAUUAAGUUAUCAACUGUGGAGCACGUCAUUAAAGCGUUCUCGGACACCACAGAAUUUCCUUUGGAAUAUGAUAUAUUUUCAGACUUAAACCUGUAUCUGGUGAUCGGUUUGGGCUCGGUGUCGUUUCUGUUAUUGAUCACUAUCCUGGUGAUCAUCGUGCUGAAGUGUCAGAAACCGAAGCCCGCCAAACCGACCCCUCCCUGCAGGAACAGCGUGAUUAGCCAGAGGAACUCCACCAUAGCGGACUCCACCCUGGUCUCCAGCGAUGCCUACUGGUACAGCUUGUUUUUAGCGGAGACGCGGAAAGGAAAGGUGGUGGUUAGGCAGCCGAUACCGAAGGGGGCCGGAUACAUGGUUUCCAGUUUACCCAGAGGCACGGGCCUGACGGAGACCAGCGGAUCCAGAGCUUCCACUCUGCAGGUAGGGAUGUCUGCGGUUCGUUUAGAUUUCCACAGGGGCUUCGGUAGUCUGUCGGAAUCAAAGUGGCUGAGGCUUUUAAAAUAAAGUUUACAAAAAGUUCACCCUAA
Anguilla rostrata (American eel) is the source of this 3601-nucleotide messenger RNA. RefSeq names its product protocadherin alpha-C2-like. The transcript has a single exon. Gene Ontology annotation, cellular component: plasma membrane. Gene Ontology annotation, molecular function: calcium ion binding. The record is from RefSeq and is a predicted model, not a curated record. Gene Ontology annotation, biological process: homophilic cell-cell adhesion. Bases 1086 to 3578 code for a protein of 830 amino acids. NCBI's taxonomy places the organism in Eukaryota, Metazoa, Chordata, Actinopteri, Anguilliformes, Anguillidae.